AUGAGAGAAAUGCUAUAUGCUAUUUUGUUAUUAAUGUUCUGGCGAUCUGUACUAGGAGAUACAGAUUCCGCUGCGGAUAGCGAUUAUGGGACAGGCUUAAUUUCAACAUUACGAAAUGAUGCGAAUCUAGAUCUGCCAAAAGACGAAGAGUAUGAGGAUCUAAGAGCAGAGCUGUUAGCCUACCACAGUGCGCUCGCUUCGCUAACAUCCCGAAGAUCUAUGAUAUCUACAACGUGUUGGCGUCUUGGUGGUAUAUGCAUUAACCACAAACUCUGUCCCGGCUAUCGUCAGCUUACUGAAGUGCCUGGUUGUAAAAAUCGUUUGAAUGUAUGCUGUUUUGUAUGGAAUCAAUAUGAAGUCAGAGAUUUAAAAGAUAAAGGAAUAGGCAACGCAGCUUUUCCUUGGCGUAUAAAACAUGAAUUUGGCGGCGAGGGAGUAGUUCAAGUCACUCCGAAGAGUCGUAAGAAAAAGAAAAAGACUACAAAGUUUACAGACAAACCUAAAGAAGUACUUUUAAGAAACUACAUACAUACAUUU
Brenthis ino (lesser marbled fritillary) is the source of this 537-nucleotide messenger RNA. The record is from the annotation of a GenBank genome assembly. Lineage: Eukaryota; Metazoa; Arthropoda; Insecta; Lepidoptera; Nymphalidae.